AUGGUAGCACUGGGAUACAUGUCUUCGAACCGACCGUCGGCGCAGCGCCCCGUGAUUGCCAAGGACAGCUCGCAAGCUGCCAGCACCGGCCCCAACAGCACACACAGCUAUCACAACCUGCAGACCUUCCAGAAUGAGGCGGUCGCGACCACGAUCAACGCGGUGCUGAAGGACGGCCUGCUGACGCCCAUGAGGUCGUUGAAGCCCUCGGAGUGCCAAACCCUCAUCAAGUGCGUCCUGAGCAAGGAGGAGCCCGAGGCGGCGCUCAUCGGCACCGCGAUGGUGAAGAUCCCGAAGGGCCUACCAAAGGGCGGGGACUGGUGUGCCUACGGUUCCAGCGCUUCCAUCGUUCUAUCCCCCUGCAACACACUCUUCGAGGACCUCCAGCAGCUCAGGGAGGCGAUGCUGACCCACGUUCGAGCCCUGCACGCCAAGGACAGCAAAGCCGAGAGGCCGGAGGAUCACUCGCCGGUGGACGAGCGGAUCUCCAGCACUCUCCUCCCCUGCUCGGUCUUCCACGGCUUGAGCAAGGUGAGUGACAAGGUCGGGGGUUACCAGAUCACCUCCCGCUUCGGCAGCGUCUUGCUCUCGGCCAGGGACAUGGUGAGGUGCAACGCCGCUCCCCCGAGCUCGAGUGGACGACGCAGGCACGGGCCGUCAAGGCCGUCUCGAAGAGCAUGGAGGAGUCCGGCCUCUCCACGAGGGCAAGGACGGUACCUACGUGCUGGACCUGCUCUACAUGCCCUCCCCGGAGGGAUCGUCGCAGGCCCUGGCGGCCAGCGUGGUGAAGAUGGUGGGGAGCGACGUCCCCGUGGGGUGGAGCAAUGGGAUCCACGCCUUGCAGCAGAACGGUUUAUUGACGACAAGCACGGGACUAACAGGUGCGACCUGGUGUGCGGGCAGGCCCACGCCCUUCACAGCCACGCCAGGAAGAUCACCAAGAUCCACGUCAGCAACCAGGUGAUGAGGGAGAUCCUGAGGAUGCGUCCCGAGCCCCUCUCCGACGAGGCGAGGAGGCUGACGGCGCAGCACAAGGGGCGCUACAUCAAGUCCGAGUCGCUGAUGCAGACACUGAACGGCGAACUGAGGAAGGAGAUGACCAAGGAGGAGCUCGCCGAGGCCGAUGCCUUCGUGGCCAAGGCCUACAAGCGCAGGGAGCCCACCGUCGAGUGCGUCCGGGGUCAGGUGACAAAGACCUACAACCCCGCGGGAGCCGAGAUAGCGACCGUCUCUGCGGACUUCGAGAUGGGCUACAACACGAGCCUCUCCUGCGCGACGCCGCCCUUCAAGGGGAAGAGCAUCACGCUCGAACUCGGCAACUGCUGGAAGCUCGAAAGCCACGUCAUGACCCUCAUCCCCAAGCACUGA
Messenger RNA from Guillardia theta CCMP2712, 1368 nucleotides. RefSeq lists its product as hypothetical. The transcript has a single exon. Lineage: Eukaryota; Cryptophyceae; Pyrenomonadales; Geminigeraceae. The coding region runs from base 1 to 1368 and encodes 455 amino acids. The record is from RefSeq and is a predicted model, not a curated record.